GAGCUUUUUGUUCAGUAUUUGGCUUCAUACUCCUACAAACAUGGCAGAGGCAAGGAGAAGAAUGCUCUCACUUACAGCGACCUGUCCCAUACUGCAGAAGAGUGUGAGACGUUUCAGUUCCUUGCAGAUAUCUUGCCAAAGAAGAUCCUAGCUAGCAAAUACCUAAAAAUGCUUGAAAAAGAAAAGCGAGAUGGAGACAUGGGGGAAGAUGAUGAAGAGGAUGGGGAGGAAGAGGAUGAAGAUAGAACUGUUGGUGAAGAUCUUGGGUCUUAAGACCAACAGAGACUUGCUUCAUAGCUGAUGUGUUUUCUAUUGUAAAAAGGAUGUUAUUUUUGUGACUGAAUCCAGGUGCUGGAUAUAUUUAUAUACUGAGCCACACGCUUUUGCU
Molecule: messenger RNA, 388 nt
Organism: Merops nubicus (carmine bee-eater)
Lineage: Eukaryota; Metazoa; Chordata; Aves; Coraciiformes; Meropidae
Gene: CHRAC1
Product: chromatin accessibility complex 1
Exons: 2
Cellular component (GO): CHRAC; nucleus
Molecular function (GO): protein heterodimerization activity
Source: RefSeq, a predicted model, not a curated record